Argiope bruennichi is the source of this 4892-nucleotide messenger RNA. RefSeq lists its product as uncharacterized. NCBI's taxonomy places the organism in Eukaryota, Metazoa, Arthropoda, Arachnida, Araneae, Araneidae. The record is from RefSeq and is a predicted model, not a curated record. The coding region runs from base 213 to 1160 and encodes 315 amino acids. The transcript is spliced from 9 exons. Gene Ontology annotation, molecular function: oxidoreductase activity.
CAACCUUUUUGUGUAGUGGAGGAGGUGUUUGACGUUUGUUGGUGUCUUGGUGCCGAAGUUAAAUUAAGUUUCAGAGGUCGAAAGGUUGGUAAAUAACGCAGCCAAGCAGCUGGUCUGAUGCAGAUAGAGUCUUCACGUCGUUUUUCAUCCACGUGUUUAAAACUGCGGUCUGAAAUCAGGCGCGGGAUAUACCGACAUUUAUCAUUAGUGAGAUGCCUGUCACAACAUCCAAAGGAAACUUUGGCCCAAGAAAGGUAGAACUUUCUAACUAUGUGAAGAUGCCUAUUUUUGGAUUAGGCACUUCUCAUAGUGGUGGCUAUUCUCAGGAGGCUGUUGUUUAUGCUUUGAAAGAUUGUAACUACAGACUUAUUGAUACAGCUAAACGUUAUGGUUGUGAAGAAUUCCUGCAGAGUGCAAUACAUCUGAGUGGUGUUCCUCGAGAGGAUAUUUUUUUAACAUCUAAGCUUUGGUGCACAGACUAUGGAAAAUCUACGACUCGCAAAGCAUUUCAAGGAUCCAUGAAGAGAUUGGGAGUUGAUUAUUUAGAUCUCUUUAUGAUGCAUUGGCCAUUAUGUCCUUCAAAUUUUAUGCAUAAAGAAAAAACUUUGGAAGAAACGUGGCGAGAAUUGGAAAUGCUGUAUGAUGAAGGCUUAUGCCGUGCUAUUGGUGUUAGUAAUUACAGCAUUGAGGACCUUGAGAAACUAAUGGAUACUGCAAGCGUAACACCUCACGUAAAUCAAGUGGAAUUCCAUCCCUUUCAAAAUCCUAUUGAUUUGAGGGAAUUCUGUCAUGAAAACAAGAUUCAAAUGGAGGGUUAUUGCCCACUUGGUAAAGGAAAGCUUUUAGGAGAAAAGGCUGUUAUUCGAGUUGCUAAACGGUGUGGCAGAACACCAGCACAAGUUUUGAUUAGAUGGUCUAUUCAGAAUAACGUUGUGACUAUUCCCAAGUCAACGCAAGUGAAAAGAGUGAAAGAAAAUUGUGAGGUUUUCGAUUUUCAAUUGAAUGAUGAUGAAAUGGAUAUACUCAAUUCUCUUCAUGAUGGACGAAGAAUCGUUGAUGUUUCAAGUAUUCAGGAAAAAAUUGACAGUCGUUUACCAGAUGGCUAUAAAUUAAAGCUUGUGAACUAUGAAUCUGAAAAAAUAAAUUACCGCCAUUAUUGAAUCAAAACUGAUUAUUUCUGAAUGUUAUUGCAUGAUCUUUGGUUUGUUGAAUAUGCUAAAAGAAUUCUUAUUUUAUUUAUUUAGAAUCCUUUAGUUUUCAUAGUUUCUUAAAUCUUUUCAUUUGUCGAUUUUUUUUUUUUUUUAAAUAAAGUUAGUUUUGAAAGAAUCCAUUAUUUGUUAAGUUUUGUAGUCAUUGUUAUAGCCAAACCUUAGUAAUAAUUAUGUGUUUCGUCAAAGUAGUGAAUGAACUGUGAUAGAAAAAUCUUUAAUCAUGUAGUUGUAAUUAUAGGUGUGUUGAUGUGCAUUUGGAGUACUAGUCGUACAAUAGACAUACGAAAGUUUUGAUAGACUUAUGAAUUGUUAUAUUAAUUGUGCACACAGAAUAGAUUGCCGUUUCAUACCCCCGUAUCCGUAGCCAUUAUGGUCACUGAACGGUUUGAUGGGCAUGUUACGGGAAUUUUAUUAAAUACCAGACUAUUUACAGAAGAAAAAAACAAAAAUAACUAUGUACAGAAUUUACAGACAUUUAAGAAAUGAUAAUUGAAACCGUUUACAACGAUUUUCUACUUUGAAAUAUUACAGAAAAAUUAUCUGGAGUAAUAAUAUUCAGAAAGAUGUUAUAUAUGAAAAAAAAAAGCAUAGGAAUUAUGUGAUUAUUGCAUUUGUUAUCUUAACGUAGUAGAUGAGGAUGCAGUUUAAAAAAAAUCCAAAAUAAAAUAAUUUGGUUAAUGGUAAGAAAGAGAAUCGCUGUUUGAAAUAUAUUUAUAAAUGCAUAUGUAUUUCAAGAAACUGGUGGUUUUUUUCCCCCUUUUCUUCUUUCCCUUAGUCCUUGUGUGUAUGACACUUGAUGUUGAAUGCGAAAGAGGCAAGAAAAUAUGUUUUCGCUGAUAAAUUUAAUUAUCCUGUGAGUUUUUUGACUGGAGAGGAAGUUGCUGGCAUAGAGCUGAUAUAUAAAUGGAAGGAGCUAGUUGCUUGUUUCUUGUCUAAACAAGUGUACCCAACAUGAGUCACGUAACUUAGGGGAAAUCUGGGAGUAAGAAUAAUUUUUUGGCGCCAUAUUGCAAAUCUUGGUAUACUCAAAAACUGCAGAGCAACAUUUUGCUUCCCGGCAUUGGGUCCGGUCGGUUUUCAUUUCCGGUUAACAUUUCCUAAACAGUUAUAUAAUAUAUUUAUAUUAUUAUAUAUUUAUAUAUAUAUAUAAAGUAACCAAAAAUAUUAGCUUUAGGUAAUUAAAACCUAUAAUUGAAACAAUCUAAAAUGAUAAAUAUUUUGGAAACGAAACUGAAUUAUUUCAGAAUCGCAACAUAAAUUAAUAAAUGGCUGUACUUUUAUAUAUGACGAAUAUUUAAAUGGAGAUGUUAUUCCUAAAAUAACUGGCUAGAUUUAUGUAAUUUUAAUAUUACUGAAAAUUACGUUUUUAAUGGAAUUAAUUUUUAUAAACAAGUAAAGGUCAUUCCAAUGGGAACAGCUUUCUCAAGUGCUUUAGCUAAUAUUUUCCUACAUUACUAUGAGAAAAAAUAAUUAAAUAUAAUUUAAUAAACGGGUGGAGGUAUAUUGAUGACUUACUUUUGAUAAACUUGGAUAAUACCAAUAUUGUGACUAAUUGCUGUCCAAAAGAUUUAAUUCUAACAGAAACAAAUAAAAAUCAACUUGAGGCUACCUUUCUGGAUUUAAAAAUCGAAAUAGCUAAUGAUAAAACAAUAGUUGGUAUCUACGAUAAAAGGGAUGAAUUCAACUUCAAAAUAACGGAACUUUGUAAUUAUCACUCUAAUCUAAACUCUAAAAUUUUCGAAAAUCUAAUUUUCUCACAAUUUAACAGGAUCAAAAGAGUUUGUAAUAACAAUUUCCUAUAUUGAAGCAACAAAUAAUCUCGUUAAUAAUUUAACUAAUAAUGAAUUUCCCAGAAACUACUGCAAUAUUAAUUUUUUAAUUAAGCGAGGGACGAUUUGGGAUUAAUCCUUUACCUUAAAUAAAAAUAGACCUUCUGUUGCAUAUUAAACAACUCAGUAGAUGGCGCUGAGAACCUCCAAUUAUUUUUUACCUUGAAUGGCGUUAGCUGGUGUGUGCUGCUUCUUUCAGACUUUUUGAGUCACUGUUUAUCAGGUAUUGGAUUUGUGAUGGCAUUUGUUGUUAUGGGCUUAUCCAGAUGAGUUCCAAGUGAUUGCUUUCUUACAUUAAUCAGCAGUUGUUUAAAAAAUAUAAAGCUCCUUGACGAAAAAUUAUUCAUUAUCAAUAUUAAAAAUAAAUAUUUUGCAAAUAACAGCCGGCUUCUGAAUAAUAUGUCCAGAUUGCAAGUGUCUUCUUUACAUUUGAGCUCACAUUUUUUUUUUUUUUUUCUUUUCGUCUGUCUUACUCAUGUAUAUUGCUAUUAUUGUUUUUUAAAAUAAUAUGUAACUCUGUAUAUAGAAAAUAAUUCUUCUUUGAAAUCUUCAUUGGCAAAAAACUGUGUAAGGAUCCUAUAUUUGUCAAUAUUUUUCAGAUAAUAAAAAGAUUCGGUUUAAGGGCAGUUUUUUUCUUAGUAUCGAAGUGCAAAUGAUUGCUUUCUUACAUUAUCUUGAAGCUGAUUAAAAAUAUAAAGCUAUUUAACGAAAAAUUAUUCGUAUUGUAUAAUAAAAACUUGGAAAAAAUAACCAGCUUCUGAAUAAUAUGUCCAGGUUGCAAACGUCUUCUUUAGAUUUGGGCACACAAAUUAUUUUUGUCUGUUUUACUCAUUUGUGCUGCUAUUAUUGUUUUUUAAACUGUACGAAUUUCUGUAGAUAGCAAAUAAUUCUUCUAUGAAAUCUGCAUUGCAAAAAAAAAAACUGUAGAAUGAUCCCAGAUUUGUCAACAUUAUUCAAAUAAUAAAAAGAUUAUAUUUAAGGACAGUUUUUCUUAGAUUUGGAGUGCAAGCGAUAACUUGCUUAUCUUAUUCAGAAGUUGAUUAAAAAUAUAAACAUAUGUAAUAAAAAAAAUUUCGUUAUGAAUAAUAAAAAUAAUAAAUAUUUUGAUAAUCAGCUGGUUUCUGAUUAAUAUGUCAGGAUUUCGUCGUCUUUAGAUUAGUACAUACAUUUUUUUUUUUUUUUUUUUUGUCUCCCAUACUCAUUUAUAUUGCUGUUAUUGCUUUUUAAAAUAAAAUGAAUUUUUGUAUAUAGCAAAUAAUUCUCCUAUGAAAUCUGCAUGGCAAAAAAAAAAACCUCUAAGGAUCCCAGAUUUGUCAAUAUUUUUCAGAUAAUAAAAGAAUUCUAUUUAAGGACAGUUUUUAUUAAAUUUGAAGUGCAAGCGAUUGUUUUUAAACUAUCCAGAAGUUGAUUAAAAUAUAAAUCUCUUCAACGAAAAAUUAUUCAUUAUCAAUAAUAAAUAUUGUGAGAAAAAGUGCCGGCUUCUGAAUAAUAUGUCCAGAUUUCAAGUGUUUUCUUUUGGUCUUUAGAUUUGUGCACACAAAUUGUUUUUGUCUCUUACUCAUUUACAUUGCUGUAUUUUUCACUUUUGGUUCAUAUAAGCUACAAUGUAUUUAUUUAUUUUAGCUUACCCUUCAUGAUCUUAUUGUAAUCGAAUUUUGUAAAUAAUAAAUACCCCCCUUUUUUUCAUUUAUAUUUCUAAGUGUGGAUAUUUGUAAAAAAAAAAAAUCCUAUACUACUUUUUUGAGUAUUAUGUGAUAUUGUUUUGAUUAUGUGUAUGUCUGUGGAGUAUUGUAGCAGCUAAAAUUGUAAUAUAUUUGUUUCCUUUAAGUGAGUUCUUUUUUUUUUUUUUUUU